Cyclospora cayetanensis is the source of this 6696-nucleotide messenger RNA. RefSeq lists its product as uncharacterized. Gene Ontology annotation, cellular component: cytoplasm. Gene Ontology annotation, molecular function: ATP binding; protein serine/threonine kinase activity. Lineage: Eukaryota; Apicomplexa; Conoidasida; Eucoccidiorida; Eimeriidae. The record is from RefSeq and is a predicted model, not a curated record. Gene Ontology annotation, biological process: protein phosphorylation. The coding region runs from base 1 to 6696 and encodes 2231 amino acids. The transcript has 12 exons.
AUGGGAGUGCCUCUAAGGGAUGGCACCCUCAGCGUCACGUGGUCUCACCCUCCUCAGAACCCAUCGGCAUACACUCAAGGAGCCUAUUCAGGAGGUUAUUUGCGCGAUGCAUGCUCCAGCAGCAACUGCAACAGCGACAGCACAAGCUGCGAACGCCCCGUGUCUGCCAAGGACCUGAUAAGGAGAUACACCUUCCCUGGUUCCAUGAGCAGCAGCAGCAGUGCAGCAGAAUCAGCAGCAGAGGCAGCAGCAGGAAAACAACCGAGACGAGCCACUGCCUGCUGCUUUCUUUCUAGCGAAGGAGUUGGGAUUUCCGCGGCACCCUCCACUUGUGCUGGUGAGCCUUUUAGCCCCCGCAGUAGGCCAAAAGCAGCGACGAAAGCCAACAGCAGCAACAGCAGCAGCCACAGACUCUCCACUGUCAGUACCCCAAGCGGAGACAGCAGCAGCAGCAGCGGCAGCAUGCCUCUUAGCCCUUACCCCCCGCGACCACACAGCGCAGAAGUGCAAGAAGGAGCCGCAGCGCAGUUACAGCACGAGAAGCAAACAGAAUCGGCAGAGAGAGAGGAGCCAUGGCGGUCCAGAGAGCACCUGCAAGCUACAGACAAAGAGAAUGGCGCUACUUUUGGCUCCAAAACGGCUCAAGACACACAGCGAUUUUUCCAGGAGGAGCAUCAGCGGCUGCACGGAGAGGAGCAUCAGCCGCUGCAACAUGGGCAGGAGCGACACGAUGAGAAAAGGGAGGCCUGUGGCACUGAGGAGUCGCGUACCGCUGUAGUUAAGAGCGAAGAAGUAGAACUAGAAUCGACGGAAUCCAAUCCUGCGGCUGCAGCCGAAUGCACCAUCGUUUCCAGCAUAGGCCCCUCUAUUCGCUCUGUCUCUCCGUACAGCAACAGCGCAGACAGUACGCCAGCCUCUCUUUCAUCGCGUGCUGUUGAUGGGGAGUGUCGCACUGCAGCAGCCUCCCCAGACGUAUGCAUGCCCCUCGUGACAGCAGCAGCAGCAGCAGCAGCCUCUGAAACGGCAGUUUUUCUCCUGGAGAGCGAAUAUUCAGCGGUUCGCCAAGCUCAAUCGCGAGCGUCCAAACCAGGAGGAGGAAAGCUCAAGGAGCUCACAGGCAAAAAUGGGGACGAGACAUGCCUGUUGUUGCAGCCUUCUCUGCAGCAGAAGCAGCACGAGGAGAGCGAAUCCGCUUGUCUGCAGCUGUCACGGCUGUGUGAGGAAGCCGCAGCCGCAGCCUUCUCCGCAGCAGAAGAGCAGCAGUUGCUGCUGAAUUUCGAGAUGGCUCUUGCGAAUCGGACGCCUCGGCUGUCAGCAGCUGAAUCAAGAGACGUCGCGGCAGAAGCCUCCCUUACCCCAGCAGAAGCUGCAUCUGCUGCAGCAGAAACAAGACUCGGCAAGCACCACAGCUCCAGCAGCAGCUGCUCGUCAAGUGCGCCUGCGGCAGCCGCUGCUGCCGCUGAAGCCGAUGCAGCGGCUGCUCCACACAGAGCGCAGGAAGAACUCCUGCAAAGAGAGAAGGAAAGCCUCUCCGUGAUCCAGCGGCAGCAACUCCAGCAGCUGAUCGAGGAAGAGGAGCACCUCGUCCUGCUAGCCAAACAGAAGGAGGCUAUCCUUGCAGAGCUACAGGCGGAGUCAAGCAGCCAUAAAGGCACCACCGGGAAGGAGCCGCAGGAGGAGCUUUCCAGCCGUCGUUCAUCAGAAAAUCUCUCAAACACCUGGCGGCAACUCGCUUUGCGCAUUGCGGAUUUUCGCAGAGCAGACACCGCCUCGGCUGCUCCCACCCUUGCGGCAGCUGCAUUGCAGCAGCAGCAGCCCUUAGCGUGCAGAGAGGCACUCGACACCAGUGUGCUCACUCUCUCAGCGGCAGCCUUCUUCAGCCUUUCUUCCGCCUUGCAACAGCCACAGCCACAGCAGCAGCAGCCACAGGAUGGCGUGGUUGCUGCGUUGCAGCGUGUCGCCGUCUCGAAACAGACCCUCGAUGACUCACUGCUUCUGCUGCGAGCAGCAGUAGCAGCCAAUCCUAAGGACGCUGGAGCGCUCAUGGCGCUUGCAGCUGUCGCGCUUCACUGCAGACACUAUCGCGAAGCGGAAGAAAAGUUUUGCUUGUUGCUGCAACUGCUUGAGCCCCUUCUUCUGCGGCUCAGCCGCAACUUUCCCACCCCUCGAGAAGACACUCCACCCACAGAGCCAAUGCUCCUGCGCCCGCCACACCUGCUGCCUCCAACGCUUCUAUGCGGUGAAGAUGCAGCGGCUCUAUUUGCAUGCUUUAAAGAGGCGCAAGACGCGGGCCCUAUAGUCUUGUGGCCAGCAGUUGCGGGUGUCGAGGCUGCAGCUGGCAACAGCGGCGCGGCACGCGCACACAGCGCUGCAAGCAGGCUGCAACGGACGCAUGCAGAUCGAGCGGCUGCAGUAGCCGUCUCCUUGGAGUGGUUUUGCUGCAAGAGCCUAGGACGCCUUGCCCUCGCCUUCGCACCGUCUCCUGCUGCAGCAAGGAUGCCACUCCAACGAGCACUCGCUGCCGCUGCUGGAGCUGCACAGACGGAAGCGGCGGACGACUCUUUGUGGGCGCUGUACGCGCACAUGCUUCUCAAGCAGCAGCAAGAAGCUGCUGCUGCUCUGGCGCUGCAGCUGGCAGUGGCCGCUGCGGGGUACCGUGCGAGUACCAGCAGCAGCAGCAACAACAACACGAAAAGCGGCAACUCUUCCUCCGAAAGUGGAAUCGCCAGGCUAGGCAGACUGCUGCGCACUGCAGCCGAUCCUCGCGAAGCCGUCUUGGCUGCUCUUGAAGCAGCGGCAGCCAACGCAGCGCCCACGCACACCCCCGCAGCAACCCGCAACAAUGCGACAGCAGCAGCAAGUGCAGCUGCUGCAAACUCUGUUCGCUGCCAGAUCCUAACCAGUGCUGCUUUGAACGAAGUCAUUGCCACACCCCUCCUCUAUCCCGUGCCUGCCAGUGGCUGCGGUCCCUGCAGCAACGACGCGUCGCUGCUCGCACGCUGGCAGCAAAUGCAGGUAGAGGUGUUCACCUGCCACGCUCAGCGGCUCCUGAAGGGCGAAGCUGAGACAGCAUUCGAAUCACCAGCGGCGCCCUUGACGACGGCUCAGAAGAGUGUCUUGGCUCUGCUUGAAGAUGCAGAACGUCUUUGCGACAAGCUGCUGCUACGGCGACAUCUGCCACCCCGCAUUCUCGCUGGAGCGCUCUCCGAGAAGUCGCUCGUUCACCUCCUCAGGGGCAGUCUGACAAAGCGCCGCUCGAACGGCAAAGAAGAAGCUCUGAAGUUCGCUCGAGCUGCCGUCCGUCUUGCGACUGACAUGCAAAGUCAAACCCGUCUGGGCCUGGUGCUGCUCUGCUGCGGCUGCAACGCAGAGGCGCUCUCUGUGCUGCUCGCCGCUUUGCAGAGACGGCGAGCUGCCUAUACACCCGAGCUCUCGGGUUGUGCUGCAGCCUAUUUGGCCAUUGCAGCAGCCAGAGAACAAAGCCGCUGCUGCUCGAGGCUGCAGCAGACGUCUCCAGCUGACAUGCGCGCUGCGGACCGACUGCAGCGUCUCCACUCUGUGGCGCUGCAGUUCGCGAGGCUGCAUUUGCCUCACUUGCGUAAAUUUCUGCGGCAUGAUUGCAGUCACCGAGAUGGAAGGGAGCUCUUAGGCCUGGGGUACCUCCCCCUGGUGCAGCCUCUUGCCACUGAGCUUUGCAGCUUGCUGCAGCAGCAGCAAGCCAGCGGCGGCACUUGCGGUCCCUCAGAGAGCGCCACAAAUAGCUGCUCAGCGAAGGAUUUGGCUGCUGCUGUUGCGCAGGCUGGCGAGGCAGCAAAGGCAGCACUGGAGGCAGCCUCUGCAUCGGCAAAGGCGAAGAAGCCCGAAGCGCCAGCGGCAGCAGCAACCGACGCUGCUGCUGCUGCUGCUGCUGCUGCCACGCAGCGAAUACUGCAGAUCCCUAAGAAAGAAGCGGCAGGAGCAGCAGCGUACUUCUCUGCGGCUCCAAAGGCGGUGCCGAAGCAGCCGCAGCUGCAGCAACUGCAGCAGCAUGACCAGCAGCAACUGCAGCAUCUGAAGCUUUCUCUGGAAGGCGCUAGAACGCGGCAGCGCAUAAAAUCCCCCCAGCGGCUGCUGCCUGUCCUCAAUGCUCCGUUGCAGAUGCCUUCCACUUCGGAAUCUCCUGGAUCCAGUCCUUGCGAAGGCUCGACAAAAGGAGUAGCCGCUGCAAAGGCAAUUCUGAACACAGCAGCCUCAGCGCCAAAGGUGGCAGCCACCACAGGAAGCACUGCAGCGCUUCACCCUGUGCAAGCUUCCCAGCCUCCCUCUGACAUGGCCUUGCUGCAUGCGAAGCCGCCCGUGCAGCCUCGCCAGCAGCACCGCAUGAACUUAGCCGCAUCUGCAGAGCCUGGCACUGCCUCAAGUGAGCGGCUUCCUCAGCAAGGCGACCUCGCAAACAUCCCGCCGACUCAAAGACUCCCAGGGAGCUGCCAAGAAAGCUGCCGCAUGCAAGGCGAAGAGCGGCACUGGCGUCAGCAACAGCAGCCUCGAAGCCUCGCAAUGGAAGCCUUCCGGCUAGCUGCCACGGCCUCCUCCGCCUCCCCCUCGGCAGCAGCAGCAGCAGCCUUCAAGCCUUCUCGCGCCGAAACUUCAAGUCUGUCAACUGCACAGACAGCAUCAACCACCGAGGCAGCCGCCAGAACAUGCACUACUGGAGCCGCGUCAGAAGAGCUGUUUGUCGGGGAUGUCGCUUUCCCGAGGGACCCUGGUUUUACAGUAGCUCAGCAGCAGCCACUCCCUCUUUUUCCGAUUUCUCACGAUGCAUGCAGAGUCUUUCAAGAGCAGCGACGCCUUCAGUCGCACUAUCCGCAAAAGGAACGUCACGAGGAUACCUCCUUCUACUCUUAUGCACUGCCCACUGCCUCCAGCAGCAGCAGCACUAGCAACACCCCAGGGUUCUUGCUACAGGGGGGGGGAGCGCAGCAAACUCCUGCCACAGAGCACACAGCAGAAUACUCCAAUGCCUGCGGUAAGACAGCGGAGUGUAGUGCUGCAGCACCAGACUACGCUCGCGCCUCUUGCAGCGGAUUCAACCAGCAGCAGCAGCAGCAGCAGCAGCAGUUUCUGAUGCAGCGCAUGUUGCAGCAGCAGCAUCACCGCCACUACCAUCAGCGGGUGCUCUACCAAUCGAGCGUUGCCUCCGCUACGCCUUUUAUGCCUCCUAAGGGCGCUGUUGUUUCUGCUUCGCGAGCGGCGGAAACAAGGUAUGCGGCAAUUCCUGCCGCUGCCCCUUUAGGGGGUGUGGUUGCUGGUCAUGGGGGGGGAAGGCGCGCUGCAACGCUCCUGCCCGUCCUCGUUCCAGUGCCUUGUGCCUCAACAGCGGCUGCAGCCGGCUCGACGGAACGAGAGAUUCUACAGCGUCUCUUGGGCGAGCUGCAGACGCUGCCUCCUCUUUUCCCUCAGGAGAAGCUGCGGUAUUUGUACGAGAUUGGAAGAGGCGGCUUUUCACGCGUGUGGGUCGCUGAGUUGAUGCUGCAUCAGCGCUCUGCCGGGAGCCUCGCGACUGCAACAAGUACUGGUUCGCCUCUUUGGAUUUCCGUGGCUCUCAAAUGCAUGCGGGUGUCUCCCUUUCAGCAGCCUGAGGCACCUUCGGCAGCAGCAGCGGCUGCCUCGACCGGAGGCGAAGAGACAGUGUCUCUGCAGGAGCUUCAGCAAGAAGUGCAGCAGCUCCAAAGCCUUAACCAUCCCUCCAUCGUGAAGCUGCUUGGCGUGUCUCUGCUCUCCUGGGGUGGCAACUCCAGGGGCCAGUCUUGCAUAAAGCAGCAGUGCGCAACACGAUACGCCGAUACAGAGCAGCGGUAUUACCGCGUCGCUCUUGUUAUGGAGCUGUGCAGCGGUGGAAGCUUGUAUGCCUUGCUGCACGAACGUCGCGUUUCCAUGACGUCCAAGGACAGGCUGUUUAUUGCCGUGCAAUUCGUCUCUGCCCUGUGCUACCUCCACUCAAGAAGGGUCCCUAUUGUGCACAGGGAUAUCAAGUCGCUGAACAUUGUGCUAGAUGGAGCGGGGAACGCGAAACUGUGCGACUUCGGACUUGCUGCCGAGGCAGACAUGCACACAUCCACCAUGGGAAACACAAGUCGCAGCCUAACAGCCUCCAUGCGUCCUAUCCGACCCAAAGAACCGUUGCAGCCUGCAGGGUCGCCUCGGUACAUGCCGCCUGAGCUCGCAGCAGGAGUGGCAACCCACUUAGACCCCUCCCUGGAUAUCUGGUCCGCUGCAUGCGUUUUGCUGGAGCUCUUUGGAGGCCCUCUUCCAUACCACCGCUGCCACACAUUCGAGGAGAUUCAAAGGCAGCACGCUGAGAGAGUGCUCCCCUCGUUCCCUUCAAACCUCCCGAAGCAACUCGAACUGCUGCUGCGCUCCUGCCUCGCCUUCGAACCGAGCCAGAGGCCUUCCGCCACUCUAGCUCUGGUCGUUCAAUUUAUGGCUGCUGCUGUGGAAUUCUUGUGCUGCGCGGCCUCAGGUGCUGUUCGAACUGAAAUCGCUAUCAUUUUAGAAUUAAGGAGUUUUGUACUAGCUAUGUUAGCCUUAUAUCUUCUAACUAAUGCUAAAGUUUGUUUUGACGUUAUAAAAUGGGCUGUCAGUACACUAACUGACGCAACUACUAGUCCCCCCCCGGACCUCGAAAAUACCUUUCACCUUGCCAAUUUCCACAUUUAA